AUGAGCAACUCACCAUCAUCAUCAGAUCCAACCAACCAAGAGGUUUCUUUGGACUCAAGUACUCCAUCUUCUCCGAUUCCCCAAAAACAACCCAAUACCUUUCAAUUCAUGCUCAUGGGUGCUAUGGCAGGUCUGUUAUCGGAUGGAGUGGUUCAUCCCAUUGAUACCAUUCGAACCAAUACCAUUUUGAGAUCGGCAGCAUCAUCUCAUACCUCACAAAUUCCCAAAUUUCAAUACUCUCUUCGUUCACUCUAUAGAGGAUUUUCUGUUGUUUCACUCUUUACCAUUCCUGCUCAUGCCUCUUAUUUUGUUUCCUAUGAAAAGUCUAAAGAAUAUUUUUCUCCAAUUUUAAAAAGUGAUAAUUUAACGUACUUGUUGAGUGGAUUAAUUGCUGAUAUAUUUGGUGGAUUAUUUUGGUGUCCAAUGGAUGUUAUGAAACAAAGAUUUCAAUAUCAUCAGAGAUUAACAUUUAAAGAUAUGUUUUCAAGUCCAAAUUCAUUGAAAAUCAUUUACAAAGGAUUUGGUACUUCGAUUGCAGUGUAUGGACCUUAUGUAUCACUGUAUUUCAUGUUGUAUGAGAAUUUGAAAAAGACUCACUUUUUACAACAUUUACACAAGUCUGGUAUCAAUGAUUUUACAAAAGACUCUACGAAUCACUCAAAUCACUCGAAUCACUCGAAUCAUCAACAGCAGCAGUCGACUCCCAUGACAACAACAUUAUCACUUCCUCACUAUAUCAUUUAUGCAAGUAUGGCUUCUACAGUGAGUGCCAUUGUGACCACACCACUCGAUGUCAUCAAAACCAAAGUACAAACUCUUGAUAUCUAUAAAUCUCCAUUUGAUGUAUUGAGAAAUGAAUCACCCCUACACAUUAGAAAUUGGCCAAUGUAUAUGAGUGGAUGGAAACCAAGAGCAUUAUGGAUGGCAAGUGGAACAGCACUGACUAUGGUAUUUUAUGAAGAAUUGAAAAAGGUCAUUCAUGUGGUUGAAGAGUAA
This is a messenger RNA of Naegleria lovaniensis, 996 nucleotides long. RefSeq lists its product as uncharacterized. The coding region runs from base 1 to 996 and encodes 331 amino acids. The transcript has a single exon. The record is from RefSeq and is a predicted model, not a curated record. Lineage: Eukaryota; Heterolobosea; Eutetramitea; Acrasida; Naegleriidae.